This is a messenger RNA of Erigeron canadensis, 965 nucleotides long. RefSeq lists its product as uncharacterized. The coding region runs from base 177 to 776 and encodes 199 amino acids. The transcript is spliced from 2 exons. The record is from RefSeq and is a predicted model, not a curated record. Gene Ontology annotation, cellular component: plastid. NCBI's taxonomy places the organism in Eukaryota, Viridiplantae, Streptophyta, Magnoliopsida, Asterales, Asteraceae.
GAGAUGGCAUCCGCAAUUUGUAUAUUCAUGAACCCUACUUCUUUACUAAAACAAAAAUCACAAAUUCGUACCUCAAUUGGGAAUGGAGCUAAUCAGGUAAAAAUACAAAAACAUUCUAUAUUUAAUUAAUAAAACCCAACAAAAACAGGUCGUCGAUAAACCCUAACGACAACAACAUGGACGAAUACUCAGCUGCAAAAACCCUCAUCAAAUUCGACAACCCAAUCCCUUUACUCCGACACCCAAUCAAAUCCAAAUCCAAUGAUGAAUCCCCUUUUCUCUGUUUCAAAAAUCCAAAAUCAUUUGCAUCUUCUUACCUUUCCUGCGAAUCCGACAUCAUCCAACAAUGCGAAUCGGGUGCCCGAAUCGCCUGUUCCGUAACAGCUUCAAGAAACUGCGCACCCCCAUGGUGGAAAUUUUCCAUUUUCCCCAAUAAUAGUAAAAAUAAUGGGUUGUCUAGAAAACAGGAGUUGAUGGAACGAGAGAAAUGUGAGGAGAGGGAAAUGGAACAGUGUUUGGAUAAUGCGAGAUUGAGUUGUCGUAAAUUCGCGGAGGAUAAGUGUUUGCCCGCGUUUCGAGAUGCGAGAGUUGUGGUUGAAAAUGGCGGUGAUGUGAAGAAGAGUGUGGUUGGUUUGAUUGGCAAGGUUUGUUUUGGGGAGAAAAGUAGUGUUGGAUGUUAUGAGUUGGGGAUCUCGAGUUGGUCGGAAAUUAGAUCGAGAAUUGGGGUGGUUCGGAUUGUUAGAGGGAGUGAUUUGCUUGACAAGGAGUUUCGGUGAAUCCUCGUCUUGAUUGUGAAGCAGCAAAUUAGAAGUAAUUAAAUAUCAUGCAUUUGUUUCUUCUGGCGGACUAAAGUCAUUACUGAUUAUUCUAUCUUUUUGUUCUAGUUCCUACCAUUCUUGGAGAGGUAAUUCAUUACUAUAUUUAUUAUUGAUGGACAGUCUUGACGAAUAUGCAAUUUCUUUUAG